This is a messenger RNA of Vitrella brassicaformis, 2468 nucleotides long. Lineage: Eukaryota; Vitrellaceae. The record is from the annotation of a GenBank genome assembly.
CGAGGUGGUCUUGGCUGCGCAAGAGGUGGUUGCUGGCCGUGUGUUGCUGAUGAGUGAGGUGUCAAAGCGGCAGAGGCGUCCCGCGGAGGGAGAGAAGGAUGACUUGGAAGAGGGACACAAGAACGCCGCGGCAUCGCACAGCAUAGACUUAGAGGCCUUUGCACAGCGCUUCAGCCAAAUCGUAUGACAAUGGGAAGGGAGGCGGGGGGGGAUGAAGGGAGACAGACUGGGAUAGAGGGAGGGAACUUUGCCAGAUGCAGCCACCAAACCACUGGCAAACACACGGAUCUCAUUGUCUCCUCUCUCUGUGUGGUGUGUGCUGUCCACUCAGCCUGUGGUCGUUGCCUACGUCUUCUCGUUCCUAUCGCUUCAUUUGGUGGCGGCGCUGCCCCGAAGGCUUUGGCGCCACGUCGGCUGCCAGAUCACCCAGCUGGUCGUGGGCGCCUACGACACGGCCGAGCGGCGCUUCUGGUGCGGCCUGUCCUUCAGCGAUGCCUUCGAGUGGGGCCGGCAGCUCACACGGCUCGAGUCCAUUAUCGUGGAGUACCCCAGAGGCCUCUUCAUUCAAAGGUCCACUCCUGCUGGGCGGCCAUACGGUUGUGACAGCCGAACUCUGCCCCAGAUGAGCGACAAGGCCGUCACGGCUUUGGUGGAGGGGCACAGCGAGGGGCAACCGUCACGUCCCACAAUCGGGCAGCUCCACUACAGCGAGGGCAAGACAGUGACCAUCAGCGAAGACGAGUAUCGCUACAUCCGAGCUGAGAGAGAGCAGUGUGCGACCCUUCCCCUCGACCCCGCCCUCACCCUCACAUCCAUCACAUCCAUCACAGGCAUCCCCACCCUCUGUCCCGGCCGCGGCCGCCACUGGCAGCUGCCGUCACUCGAGAGGGUGCAGAUUGAGGGGCCGGUGGGGGCGCAGAUGCUGGGGGAGGUGGUGGCUACGUCACGGUGCCUGAAGCAGCUGCAGGUGGAAUGCACUCCUGACGUCAUGGCGGACUCGCUGAGGUGCAUCCCUGUGACAGCUGAUGGCAAGUCGGGGCCGCUGUCGCAGCUGGAGGACAUUGGAACCCUCAAAGUGUUUACCUGGAGAGCUGCGGGUCUGGAGCGCCUUCAGGUGUGCGACGACAAGAUACACAAGAUCAGAGCGAGAGCUCGCUUGCGAGAUGCGUGUGUCCUUGUGCAGGCCGUGCUUGUCGACCGUGGCUGCCGCGCCAUCAAGGAGCUAAGCGUCGACUUGGGGGAAGCAGAGAUCGACGGCAAUAUGUUCAAGACCCUCUCGGCCAUCGACACCUUCACACGCACCGUGUGUGUGAGCCCCGGUAUCCCUGUCGACAUCAAAGUCAACGGCCGCUUCAACCUGUCGCUCGUGUGUGAAGUCCCCACCCGCCCCGCCCCCUCAUUCUUCGUGCAGAAGCACAUCCAGCAGCUGGCCGCCAAAUCCCUCAGGGCGUCCUUCAGCCUCCGUCCCCGCCAUCUCACCACCCCUCUGGACACACCCAGCACCGCUGCCAUCGCCCUCGCAGAGUGCCUGACAUUCCCUGAGGUGCGGGAUGUGGUGAUCACAAAGUCGCACGACUGGGGACCUGACGCUGACGCUGAGCAGCCGGACCCAGUUAUGAUCGAUAGCAUGGCCAACAACGCAUUCCCCGCCGCUUCGUCACUGUCCGUGCAUACCUGCAAGGGGCACGUGAUUGCGCGCAGGCUGCUAAGCAAGAUGCCGGCGGUCAGACGGAUUGAGCUGACGCACCCGACAGAGGAGCAAGCGGUGAAUGUCCUGCAGACGGUGGGCGGGGAGAGAGAGCUGGAGUAUUUUCAUGCCACUUGGGUCAAGGGUGUGGGCGUGGGGGGGGUUACGUGGGGAGACAUGACCGACCAGCUGCCGGCCAUCGAACGGCUCUUUACUACCAUAGAAGGUGACAAACAAUUAACCGCCUGCAUUCGCAUACCAACCAUGCCAUGUAUGCUGUCCGUGUGCAGCGCCUGAGGACUUGGGCGAUGGCGAUGCUGCUGGCGAGUUCGGCAUUACGUGUGUCAAAACGCUGCUCAAGUUCCGAGGCCUCAAAGGGCUCGACUUUCGGUCAGAGCCGUCCGAUGCCUUCAAGCGAUUGGUGGACGAGCGAACCAAUGGCAACGCCAUCGAUGGGCUGGAGGGACGGUAUGACAUCAGCUGGCGGGGAAAUCAGAGAGAUUUCCUUACUCUCAAACGGCUUGACACCUAAGAGACGACUGCAGGUUCGGUCUGACUAUUAUGCGCUUCCUUCUUGACUGCCGGUGAUGUGUGCUGGGCUGCAUGUUUGCCAGUCAGGUCGGCUUCGUGUGUUGGCUGUAGAAUGGUGCAGAGGGAUGGAGGGGGGUGCUCUCAUGUGUGUUUGGCGUGGGGUGGACUACUUGAUCUGCAUGUCUCGUGCAUGAAUGCGUUUGCUGGACUUGUUGAGACACAAAGCAUCGAAAGCUGAAGGAUGUCUGUA